AUGAAUCGUCCAGAAAAUAUGAUUCUUCAAUAUUAUGCCAGACAAGGAAGCAAAAUUAUAUUUUAUUAUGUCUUAUCAUUGAUAAAUGAACUCAUCAAUCAUUCUGAAGAGAGAAGCUUACCAAUCGAAAUCGAUUAUGGCAUAGACAUACAAGAAUAUUUCUAUUACCUAUUUAUACCUUUGUACAUAUCAAUGUUUAUAGUUCCUCAUGUAAUCGCAUCUUGCGAUACCACGUACUUGCUAUACGUCCACCAUGCCAAUGCUUUGUUUGCAAUAGUCAGUUAUGAAUUGAAAACUAUUCACAUUUUCGAUACAAGUAGCUUAAUAAACUUAAAGGAUUAUGACUUACUCGAAAAGUAUAAAGAUGUCGAAUUAUCACCAGACGAACAGAAGAAAAUUUUUAAAAAAUUAUUGCUUUGCAUAAGAAGACAUCAAAAUGCAAUAAGAUACUCAAACCUCGUUGAAUCAUUUUUCACUAAAUCCAUAUUAGCUCAGAUGUUUUGCAACGUCAUCAGUCUUAGUAUUGGUGGAGUUGAAACAAUCUUGAAUUUAGGCAAUACAAGGAACGCGAUGCGAUUUGGAGCACUUGCAUUGGCACAAGCUAUACACAUAUUCAUCCUUUGCUUCCCAGGGCAAACGCUAUUAAAUCACAGUGAAGAAGUGUACACCGCGGCGUAA
Bombus huntii is the source of this 678-nucleotide messenger RNA. RefSeq lists its product as uncharacterized. Gene Ontology annotation, molecular function: olfactory receptor activity; odorant binding. The transcript is spliced from 5 exons. Bases 1 to 678 code for a protein of 225 amino acids. NCBI's taxonomy places the organism in Eukaryota, Metazoa, Arthropoda, Insecta, Hymenoptera, Apidae. Gene Ontology annotation, biological process: detection of chemical stimulus involved in sensory perception of smell; sensory perception of smell. Gene Ontology annotation, cellular component: plasma membrane. The record is from RefSeq and is a predicted model, not a curated record.